GAGCCUUUGUUAGCAGAGAACUAAUUAAGUCAAUCAAAAAUUAGGUUGUCCGUACUGAGAAGGAAGUAAAGAGAGAAGGAAAGAAGAAAUGACUCUGGGACUGAUAAACGCGAAUCCAGUUGUGCAGGCUAAGAAGGAGCGGCUUACUCGUACACGAGAUCAAUACAGAGAUGAUGGGGUUGAUCCUCUCGAAAUAUAUGAGUAUGUAAGAGAUAUAAGAGAUCCAGAACAUCCUUAUACCUUGGAGCAGCUAAGUGUUCUGUCCGAAGAUUCCAUCACUGUCGAUGACAAGCUCGAUCGCAUCCUGAUAACGUUUACACCGACGAUCCAGCAUUGCAGUAUGGCAAAUGUAAUUGGUCUGUGUUUGAGAGCUAAGCUUAAAGAAUGUUUGCCACUUCAUUAUAAGGUUGAUAUCAGAGUCUCUCCUGGUUCUCACGCCGAUGAAGAUUCAGUUAAUAAACAGCUGAAUGAUAAAGAAAGAGUGAUAGCUGCAUUGGAGAAUCCUAAUCUUCGUCAGCUCGUGGAUGAGUGUAUCUUCUCCAAUGAGAUGUAAACAGAGCUUUGAUUUCAACUCUCUUGUACAAAUUUAUAUAUUCGGAAUUACAUUAUAUGCCUUAGAGACCGCUCUUGUCUUCUUUUUUAUUGCUAAUGUCACAACACACAUUUUGCGAUGCUAGACUGUUUGUAUCUAAUGAUUUUAAUCCGUAGUAAU
Messenger RNA from Eutrema salsugineum, 712 nucleotides. Its product is annotated as protein AE7-like 1. The record is from RefSeq and is a predicted model, not a curated record. Bases 89 to 553 code for a protein of 154 amino acids. Lineage: Eukaryota; Viridiplantae; Streptophyta; Magnoliopsida; Brassicales; Brassicaceae. Gene Ontology annotation, biological process: iron-sulfur cluster assembly. The transcript is spliced from 5 exons.